GCCGCAGCAACCACGGGAUUUGUGGGAUCUUGCUUUUUUCAGGGAUCACUUACCUCGAUCAGUUCGGGAGGAUGUGGAUCUUCAAGUUUAUCAGUGCGAUCACAACUCGCGCGCUGUUCAUUCUCGUGUCUCUGAUGGGCAUCUGGAGGGUGACGUGGGUAAAGAACGACCCCAUCUACUGGCUCCUCACUAUCCUCUUUCUUCCGCUUGUCGUUGAAAUGAUAAUCACACUGAAGAGUCGGAAGGGACAAGAUUAUAAAUGGUUUUCUCCUGCUAUCUUUCUAUUUCUCAUCAGUAUCAUUCCCUCCAUUUGGAUCCUGGAGCUCAACCACCAGGAGGACAGCAUUGCCCAGUGCAAAAACUUUGACUCGUGGCAGAAUCUAUCAAACGUGAGCUCCCGCAAUGAGACCAAUGGAAACCUCACAUCCCAGAGCUACCUAAAGAGUGUGAACCAGGUGUUCAAAACCAUCUGUCCCAACGUCUGGAUCCUGGGUCUUCAUCAGAGCGCGCUCCUCCUCGUCAUCGUGGGGAGGUGGCUCCUCCCGCUGGGAGGCGGAGUCACGCGCGAUGAGCUGUCGCAGCUUCUCAUUGUUUUUGUUGGCACCGCAGCAGACAUCCUCGAGUUUACCAGUGAGACGCUGUCGGAUGUCAAAGACAACAAUCCUCAGCUGGUCUACAUCAUCUUAGCCGUAUGGACUUGGAGCAUGCUGCAGUUCCCCCUACAUGUGGCCGUGGGAAACGCCGAACAAGACGCGGAUGGCGAGGAGGGGCCCAGCGAGGCGUCCCUCUGGGCUAAGCACAGUGCGAACAUCUGGAGCAUCGUGGGGGCCCUGUUCAUCCAAGACGGGCCUUUCCUGGUGGUCAGGCUCACCGUCAUGACCUACUUUCAAACCUUCCACCAGAUGAUAUUGUUCUUCACCAUCAAGAACUCUCUGGUGGUCACACUGAACUUGUACCGGCUGGUUGUCAUAUGCAUGGACUCGCGCAGUGGAGCCGGCCGCGGCAGCGCCAUCCCGAUUGUUUGACCAUCUUCUCACGGGGGAAUGAUGGAAACGGAGGGCAGAAGUGUACAUUUACAUCCGACUGGCACGAUUCGAGCCGGAAGAGAAGGAAAUGCUUUCGGUAUUCUUCUCACUGAGUUCGUAACUGUGGUAUUGAGAUAUUGCGAAUGAUUAACAUUGUUGUGAGCAGAAAUUUGUGAACAACCAUUUUCUUACAUCUGCCAAGUGUUGCCAUUAAGCCCAAUUGACUAUUCAGCAUCUAAACACACAGUCCCUCCGAAGCUUCCCACGGUCAAUUCAGUUUAAACACAGCCGUCUCUUCACUGCUUACGUAAAUGUGAGUAUGUGUACGUGAGCAUGCUGGGCUAAAAAAGUGUAGAAAAAAUGUGCGUGUCGAAUCAGAGCCAAUCAGCCAAUUAAUUAAAGAAUUAUGAAAAAUCACUGCUGCCAAUUAGUGAUGGAUAAGAAAGUUUAAUAGUUUUUUUAUUGUGCUACGUACUAGAAUUGACCUCCUUUACCUCCUUCAUGUGAUCAUUGUAAAAUAACGCGUUGUCAUGGAACGUCUCCUGCAUCACAUUCAGUGUUCUCAUGCUUGUAGUUGUCUUCAAUGUUGUGAUCAAAGACUCUUUCCUCCGUGGGUGUGUUUUUGCGUGCUACAAAAAGAGGAAAUUUGUGAAUGUGUUGUGUGCCGGGUGUUUUUUAAAUUGCUCCUCGUGUCCUCUCCUCCCCUGUGUCGUCACGUUGUUGUAGUCUGUUUUCAUAGCUGUACAGCAAAGAGUUUUUUUCAGGUUAUAUCCCUCGUUAUCAUCUCUUCUCCUGCCCGAAACGAUUGGUUCAUCAGCUGUUUUUUUUUUUUCAACCGUAACCAAAAUUCUGAUGGAUUUUAAAUGGUUUUACUUGACACUUUAUUUCUUGGCAAAUGAUAUAAUGAAUAAAAAAAUAAUUCUCGUAAUCCGCUCAAUAAUAAAGAAUGCCUUUGCCUUUAAAAUGACUUAAGGUUUAUAAAGGCAUUUGUUUAAAUGGAAGUUUACAAAUGGUAUAAACUACAUAUAAAGCAUACAAUUUGCAGUGUUAAACAGAGCAAAACAGGAAAAGGGUAAAGUCAUUUCAUAUUUAUUUAAUAAAACACUCAAUAGCACAAAUCAUUAAUCUACCUCGAGGGACUUUACACUCUUACGACAACAUAGGACACACUCUAUCCUUUUUAACCCUAUUGAUUUUUAAACCUGUUAAAAACACCUGUGGAGGUGCAAGUCAAAAACAGGAAAAGGGUAAAGUAAUUUCAGAUUUAUUUAAUAAAUCACUCAAUAGCACAAAUCAUAAACCUACCUCGAGGGGCUUUACACUCCUGCAACAACAUUGGACACCCUGGAGAUUUUAUGUUACUUUCUACAGACUUUACUUGAGGGAGUUGUACACAAUUAAUUGCAAUUCCUAACAUUUCAUUUGUCUUGUUUUGACAAAUACAAGUAAAUCAAUAAUUUGAAAUCACUUUUCAUCUUGUGAGGAAAGAUUCUGGAAGACGUUCCAAUCCGGGAGUAAAUAUCCCAAAUUGUACUCUUAAACUUUUGAAGUUGUCAUGUGAUAUGUUGUCCCUUUAAUAUUUACACCAUUUAGAAACUCCUUACACUCAACAAUUUGCUGUCAGGGUUAUGAAGUGUUGAAGGAGGCUGAGAUUGAGAGAGACAUUUCCUUGGUUUAACCCAGACAGGAAGUUAGAAAUGAUUGUAAAAACAUAACAUGGCUGUUAAAUAUCCUCCCCUGAUCACCACUGGAUGAGGAAGGACAUUCAUUUUGCUAUUCUUUGACAUUUGAAUGGGAUGUUGUUCCUCAUGGAUAAUUGGCUUUUAAAACAAAGGAGGGACAUGGUAUUUGCAAAAUGUAAAAUCUCAAAGUUCUUUCCUGUUACUGUUGGCCUGCUUUAACUGAGGGUUGUAUCUCUGUGACGUACAAGAAACUGCAGUCGUUAUUUGUGUCAUAGUCAUUGUUCUAUGUUAAUGUGCUUGUCCUUAUUAGCCCAAAUAAACCAAU
Messenger RNA from Pungitius pungitius (ninespine stickleback), 3032 nucleotides. RefSeq names its product transmembrane protein 26-like. The record is from RefSeq and is a predicted model, not a curated record. The coding region runs from base 72 to 1025 and encodes 317 amino acids. NCBI's taxonomy places the organism in Eukaryota, Metazoa, Chordata, Actinopteri, Perciformes, Gasterosteidae. The transcript is spliced from 6 exons.